Messenger RNA from Pecten maximus, 3532 nucleotides. RefSeq names its product xenotropic and polytropic retrovirus receptor 1-like. The record is from RefSeq and is a predicted model, not a curated record. Bases 195 to 2243 code for a protein of 682 amino acids. Gene Ontology annotation, biological process: phosphate ion transport; cellular response to phosphate starvation. NCBI's taxonomy places the organism in Eukaryota, Metazoa, Mollusca, Bivalvia, Pectinida, Pectinidae. Gene Ontology annotation, molecular function: inositol hexakisphosphate binding. The transcript has 17 exons. Gene Ontology annotation, cellular component: Golgi apparatus; plasma membrane; cytoplasm.
UUCCCACAAUCGAUGACGUAGUACGCAUACAGUACCAGAAGAAGCAAAUAUUUACUUGAAAACAAAGGUUAGAUACCCUUUGUUGUGUGUCAUUAGACACAUUUGACCGGAAUGAUCGACUGGAUCUGUUGACGAUAUACCUGGGGGGUUUCACAGCCAUCCUUAUUAUAAAUCUGUAAGGAAAGCAUAACAAAAUGAAAUUUGCAGAACAUCUGGGAGCACACAUCACUCCAGAGUGGAGGAAGCAGUACAUCCAGUAUGAGGCUAUGAAAGAAAUGCUGUAUGAAGCACAGGAGCAAUCACCGUCCGCCGAAGUUACUGACCAGACUAUCAUACAGAGGUUUCUGGGCAGAUUUGAUGAGAGAUUUUUCCAGUUUUGUGACAAAGAAUUAGCUAAAAUCAACACCUUUUUCUAUGAAAAGAUUUCUGAGGCUAACAGAAAGUAUGCUAGCCUUAAAGCUGAGAUGGAGACCUUCCAUGAGCAUGCUCACAAACCAUCGACAGUGGGUCUGCGUCAGAGACGUGCCAGCGUAAAGACAUUGUUCAAAGACAAGGAGAUGAGUGGUGUGGCACAUACACGGAAGCUGCAUGAUCUCAAACUGGCCUUUAGUGAGUUCUACCUCUCACUUAUACUCCUACAGAACUACCAAACCCUCAACUUCACAGGCUUCAGGAAGAUCCUUAAAAAACAUGACAAGUUGAUGUCAACUCAGAGGGGAACAGAAUGGAGACAAGCUCACGUGGAGGCUGCACCUUUCUAUACCAACAAGGAGGUCGACCAUCUGAUCACAGAGACAGAGAACAGUGUGACAUCGGAUCUGGAAGGAGGAAACAGACAGAAGGCAAUGAAGAGGCUGAGGGUGCCACCUUUAGGAGAAACGCAAUCACCUUGGACAACCUUCAGAGUGGGGCUGUUUUUUGGAUGGUUCUCAGUGAUGACAGUCGUCCUGGUGCUAACAGCUGUUUUCUCUGGCCACUCUGGGAAGUGGGAGCCAGCCCUGAGGAUGUAUCGCGGGAUGUUCCUUAUUAUACAGAUGAUUUUCCUGCUGGGAAUCAACACUUACGGCUGGAGGUCAUCAGGGGUCAAUCACGUUCUUAUCUUCGAGAUUGACCCCCGACAUCAUCUUUCUCAUCAACAACUGUUAGAGCUGGCGUCCUCCCUGGCGGUACUGUGGGCUAUCAGUUUGCUGUGUUAUUUCUUCAGUGAUACACUCCACAUUCCAGCGUUUGUGUUUCCGCUGUCCUUAGCUGUAUUUGUGUUGAUCUUCCUCAUCAAUCCUUUACCAAUCCUCCAUAAAAGUUCACGUAUGUGGCUUCUCACUGUUUUGAAGCGGAUUUUUCUUGCACCGUUUUACAAAGUAGGAUUUGCUGACUUCUGGCUGGCUGAUCAGCUUAACAGCUUAGCCACAGUUCUACUUGACUUUGAAUUCCUCAUUUGUUUUUAUGCCUUUGAAGUGGACUGGCUCUACAAUAAAUCUCCUGGAGUGUGCACUAUGAAUAAGUAUGGAAUCCGUGCUGUUGUCAGCUGUCUUCCUGCCUGGUUCCGAUUUGCCCAGUGUCUCCGUCGUUAUCGGGAUACCAAGCUUGCCUUCCCUCACUUAGUGAAUGCUGGGAAAUACUCUACAACAUUCUUCUCAACAAUUUUUUCAACAUUGUACAAAGUGCAAAUUGAACUGUAUGGAGAGGAACAGCGUCAGGCCAACGUAUUUUUUUACCUGUGGAUUGCAGCGUCUGUCAUCAGCACCUGUUAUACACUGACCUGGGACAUAAAGAUGGACUGGGGUCUGCUGGACAGGAGUGCUGGGGAGAACGCAUUCCUUCGUGAGGAGAUUGUAUACGCCUACAAGGCAUACUAUUAUUUUGCAAUGGUGGAAGACUUUGUGCUGAGGUUUGCCUGGACAUUAACUGUGUCAAUAGGAGAAGGAGGCUACUUCCCAGGGGAGGCCCUCAAAACACUGCUGGCAUCUUUAGAAGUGUUUAGACGUUUUGUGUGGAACUUUUUCCGUCUGGAGAACGAGCACUUGAAUAACUGUGGUCAGUUCCGAGCAGUGCGUGACAUCUCCAUUGCGCCAAUUGACUCUAAUGACCAGGCUCAGCUGGAAGACAUGAUGGAUCAGGAUGACGGAGCGUACACAUAUCGUUCAGAGCGUAAACGACUCAUUGGCAACAAAUCAUCGACAUCAUUAGGUCGUCGCCGUUCCUCAGUCGCACUGCGACUUUUUGAUCAGCUGGUGUGGGAUUAGUGUGAUCAUUAUUGAUCACAAGUCAGGACCUCUAAAAAGGACAAGGGAGCAGCAUUGUGGGUAUUUGGUGACGAGACCAUGGAGAAGAUCCCUUGGAAAUACAAGGGAGUGUGACAACUUUACGAAGGAGAAUGACAAAAGGGGGAGUAACUCUACCAUAACUCCCAUACCCAGGGUAUGUGAUAAUCAGACAGCAGUAAAUCAAGACAUUCUUUGUGCUCAGCUAACCAGAUAUAGCGUUAUCUUGCCCUUUUACUUACUCAGUUGAAUAAACAAGAACUACAUUGUAGUAGAAAGCAACUUUUAUGAUACGGAUAUAUCUUUAUAAAGCCAAACAUAUUUUUAUAUAUGCAGAUUUGUAACUUGUACCGGUUAUAUUGGAAGUUUUGUUCUGUUUGAUAUCCUGUUUAUGUAAUGUUAUCCAUUCCAUAUCAUUUAUGGUUGAAUACUUGUUUUAGUGGAAUUGUACUGUUGUAUUGUAGACAGUCUUGAAGCCAUGUUAUUUAUACAGAUCAAGUUUAAAUUGUAGUCAGAUUUUGUUUUAUCUGUUAUUCCAUAAUUGUGUUCAUAAAAGAAUUUUUUAUUAUGAAUAUGGCAAUUAGAAAGAAUGCAUAAUUAAUGCAAACAUGAUAUCAUGUUAAUCUAUUUUUUAAUUUUCUGCAAGGUUUCAUUGUCUUGUACCAGUAUCAGAUUUUAUCAUUACAAAAUAGGGUAUUGUAGGUAUUUUUACAUUAAAUCCUAAUUUUUAUUUUCACGUGUACCCAAAUCAUGGCAUUUGUAUAUUAGAACACAUGACACCAGAGGCUGAUAUCGUUGGCUUAUUGCCUUCAGUGUGGAUGUAAAUCAAUGAUACCAGAGAGUAGCUGAUGUAUGAAUGUUCAGUGUGGGAAGUGAUGUAUGUAAGUUUGGUGUUGAUACAGAAGAUAUCAUUUUUAUGAAUGUUAGCCAGAUUUUAAUUGUAAUGAUAGAUCCACAGCUUAUCAUUAAGGACCAGGUGAGUGUCACAUGUUUGGUGUCAUUUAAACUCUUAGUCCUCUUGAUUUUAAUAGAGACAAAGCAUUUUUACCUGUGAUACCUAUGAACUUUAUAUUAAAGGUCGGCACAGAUAGAUUUGCCCAAUUAAAAGGUGUAAAUGCCUUACAUACAAUGUAUGUAUGUGUUUACAUAUAAGAUGUAUUGCAUGAAAACUUUGUUAAUGCUAAUAUAGAAAUAUUUGUUAAUGUUUUAAAGAGAGUUGAAAUCUGUUGAACUGCAAAUAAAAUCAAAUCAUGAAGAAUGUUGAAAUGAUA